Molecule: messenger RNA, 1192 nt
Organism: Apodemus sylvaticus (European woodmouse)
Lineage: Eukaryota; Metazoa; Chordata; Mammalia; Rodentia; Muridae
Gene: Thap7
Product: THAP domain containing 7
Exons: 5
Coding region: 98-1087 (329 amino acids)
Biological process (GO): regulation of DNA-templated transcription
Cellular component (GO): nucleus
Source: RefSeq, a predicted model, not a curated record
UUGGGGGCCGGGCGCCACGGGCGACGGAGUGUCUGCUACCAACUUCCGCAUUGACCCACCCAUCGCGAGAUUUUGGCGGCGCAGCAAUGGCCAGACCAUGCCGCGACACUGCUCCGCCGCCGGCUGCUGCACACGGGAUACGCGCGAGACUCGCAACCGCGGCAUCUCCUUCCACAGACUUCCCAAGAAAGACAACCCCAGGCGCGGCUUGUGGCUGGCCAACUGUCAGCGGCUGGACGCCAGCGGCCAGGGCCUGUGGGAUCCGACCUCUGAGUACAUCUACUUCUGCUCCAAACACUUCGAGGAAAACUGCUUUGAGCUGGUGGGAAUCAGGUGGGUCUUUCUGCCAGCCAACACCAGGACAGGUUGUGAGGCGUCAGAGCAGUGGAUCAGUGGGUAUCACAGGCUGAAGGAAGGGGCAGUCCCCACCAUAUUUGAGUCUUUCUCCAAGUUGCGUCGAACAGCCAAGACCAAGGGGCAUGGUUAUCCACCUGGCCUGCCUGAUGUCAGCCGGCUCCGGCGAUGCAGGAAGCGUUGCUCCGAAAGACAAGGACCCACAACUCCAUUUUCUCCACCUCCUCGUGCUGAUAUCAUCUGUUUUCCUGUGGAAGAAGCCUCAGCGCCUGCCACUCUGCCUGCAUCCCCAGCUGUGAGGCUGGACCCAGGCCUUAACAGCACCUUCUCAGAUCUCCUGGGCCCUCUAGGUGCUCAAGCCGAUGAAGCAGGCUGUAGCGCACAGCCUCCACCUGAGCAGCACCCCUCCCCUCUAGAGCCACAGCCCGUCUCCCCGUCUUCGUACAUGUUGCGGCUGCCGCCACCUGCUGGAGCCUACAUCCAGAACGAACACAGCUACCAAGUGGGGAGCGCCCUGCUCUGGAAGAGGAGAGCUGAAGCAGCUCUUGACGCUCUGGACAAGACCCAGCGCCAACUGCAGGCCUGCAAGCGGCGGGAGCAGCGACUUAGGCUGCGACUGACUAAGCUGCAGCAGGAACGGGCACGGGAGAAGCGAGCACAGGCCGAUGCCCGCCAGACUCUGAAGGACCAUGUACAGGACUUUGCUAUGCAGCUGAGCAGCAGCAUGGCCUGAGGGGGCCAACACCCAGGCUCUGGCCUCUUUUCCUCAGAGACACUAGACUGGAACUGCAUCCACCAAUGUGGCCAGAUGUCACAAUAAAGUGGAUGCUAGAAAGAG